Messenger RNA from Paramuricea clavata, 2796 nucleotides. Lineage: Eukaryota; Metazoa; Cnidaria; Anthozoa; Malacalcyonacea; Plexauridae. The record is from the annotation of a GenBank genome assembly.
CAAUCGUAUGCAAAUCAAAGAAUAAGGCGAGGAGUGAAUUUUUCAAACUUAAUCAAUCUAAGCAAUGCUAAAUCAAGCGGAACGUCGUCCCACGAUAAACAUUAUUUUGUCCCUACUAUUAUGCUCUCGAAUACUAUUUCUCUGGCUCUGAAGGUAGUUGAGGUUCAACUUUUUUUUCAACGAUAUAAUGUAGAUGUCGGAUUUAUUACCGAAACUUGGCUAAAAGACAGAAUUAAUGACAGUGUUAUUAAUAUUUCCGGCUAUAACAUAUUUCGGAAAGACCGUAUUGUUCGAGAACACGGCGGAGUUUGUAUUUAUGCCCGAGAACAGAUGAAAUAUGAAAUCCUUGAAAAUUUACAAUGCUGUAACGAUCAUGAAAUUUUGUGGAUUAAGCUCAACCCUACGCGUCUCCCCCGAGGGUUUACCUGCCUUAUCAUCGCUGUCAUUUACCAUCCACCUGGUUCAGACUGCCAUUCAAUUAUUAAUCAUCUAUUCCAAAAUUUAACACUGGCCGAAUCCUUAUAUCCUAAUUGCAGUAUUGUUAUAGCAGGAGACUUCAAUCGUCUGAAUGUCGCUAACAUCAAACGUCAUUUCAAACUCAAACAACUGGUUAAGCUGCCUACAAGGGGACAAGUGACACUUGAUAAAAUUCUAACGAAUAUGGCCGAGUUCUUUUCACCAGCCGAGAUAUACCCACCCUUCGGCCUGUCAGACCAUAACACUGUUCUCGUGAGACCAAAGGAAAGAGAAAUAGGCCAGUCUUCAAGAAAAUUCGUUACAGUUAGAGAUACGAGAGCAAGCAACAAGGCCGCACUUGGGCGAUAUUUAAGUAGCAUAGACUGGGCGUCAACUAUUAAUAGUAAAGACAACUGUACUGGAAAGUUAGAUACGUUAACUGACCUAAUAAAAAUUGGUCUGAAUCAUAUCAUGCCAGAGAAAGUGAUCAAAGUCCACACCAAUGAUGCCCCAUGGAUGUCCACUAAGCUAAAAGAUCUAAUACGUAUGAGACAAGUAGCCUUCUACUCUAACAAGAAUAGCAUUCAAUUCAAGUUUUACCGCAACGCCGUCAACAGAGAAAGGAAAUUGUGCAAAGCUAAAUAUUAUGCCUCAAAAGUCCAAGAUUUGAAAGGGGCCAAUCCCCGUCAGUGGUGGAAAGAAGUUAAAAAAAUAAGUGGAUCCGUAAAUAGCAUCAAAUUGAUGAGCAGUCUUAAUGUCCCUGGAUAUGAUAAUUUGUCCCACAAGGAAAUAGCCGAUGCUAUUAAUGCCUCCCUUCUUGAACCUCUGCAGGAGUACAACCCCCUCGAUCCUAGUACUGUCAACUUGCCAGGGGAAGAACUAGAUGUGAUACCAGAGGUGUCGGUCGAACGCGUUUACACCCACCUAUCACGGUUAAACAAGUAUAAAGCUCCUGGCCCUGAUGGACUAUCUAACUGGUUGUUCAAGGAGUAUGCUGAGAUUUUGGCGGAACCAGUUGCUAAUAUUUUGAAUUCAUCUUUUAAGGACCAAAGUCUUCCAAGGGUUUGGAAAUUGGCUGACGUAUGCCCGCUUCCCAAAGUCAAACGUGUCACGAACCCCCAAUCGGAACUUAGACCAAUUUCCUUAACCUGUUCUCUAUCAAAAGUGGCCGAGGAAUUCAUUGUAGCUGAUUACAUUAAACCUGCUGUGACCAAAAUAAUCGAUCCCAAUCAAUUUGGAACAAUCCCAGGUUCUUCAACGGUUAUGGCCUUAAUUAGCAUGGUCCACAAGUGGCUAAAAGAGUCUGACGGCACUGGCUCAACAAUUAGAGUUUUGUUAUUCGAUUAUCGGAAAGCUUUCGAUUUGAUAGACCACUCUACCCUUAUUGAGAAACUUCGUCAAUUGGACAUUCCCAACAGCGUCAUCAAUUGGAUCAUGAGUUUUCUAUCGGGACGAUCUCAGAGGGUUAAACUGGAACGGGACUGUUUCUCAGAGUGGGGAGCCGUACCUGCAGGAGUUCCUCAAGGUACGAAGUUGGGCCCCUGGCUGUUUCUGAUAAUGAUUAACGAUCUUACAAUUUCUGGAGACCCCUUUGAUAUGUGGAAAUACGUUGACGACACGACUGUAUCUGAAGUAAUAGCCAAAAAUAAAGACUUAAGUGACGCACAAUUGGCUGUCGAUCAGGUAUCUGAAUGGUCAAAAAGGAGCAUGCUUCAACUUAACUGCAGGAAAUGUAAAGAGCUACCUAUUACCUUCAGUCGGUCUCGGAAUUUGCCAUCUCCAGUCAAUGUUGAGGGGUCCACCAUUAUCCCAGUGAGCAAGGUAAAGCUACUCGGCGUAACGAUUAACAGCACCCUUACAUGGAAUGAUCAUAUCGAGGAAAUAGUAAAGAAAGCAUCUCGCAAGCAGUAUUUUCUUGUGCAGCUUAAGAGAGCGAAAGUCCCAGCAAGAGAAAUAGUCGCCUAUUACUGUGCAUGUAUCCGUUCUGCAAUCGAUUACGCAUGCCCUGUAUUCCACUACUCACUUCCAAAAUAUCUCCAAGAAGAUCUGGAGAGGAUCCAGAAAAGAGCACUAGCCUGCAUUUACCCAGGAAGGCGUUACGAAGAUGCCCUAUCACUCGCUGGCCUAGCAUCUAUACAUGAUCACCACGAAUCUUUAUCUAAAUCACUCUUUAGGUCAAUUGUAAGUGACUCUAAAAACAAACUGCAUGCUCUACUACCGCAGAGAAAUAACAAUGCCAAAUAUUAUUUUAGGAAACGUAGAACUUUUAAUAUUCCAACUGCAAAGACCUAUGCUCAGUCAUUCAUAAUGCAUAGUAGUAAGCUUUAUGAUGACAUAUAG